CUGAUGAGGCAUUUGGGAUUUCAGUCUUGCCAAACCUUUUAGGUUAGUAACUCUGACUAGUGUGCUCUGUCAUCGGAUCUCUCACUCAAAAAAUAGACAGAGAGUUGGAAGACAAAAAGACAAAUAGUUGGAUAACUCUGUAUGUGACAACCUCUGCGGACUCUUUAAAGUGGAUACCUGCUUUUUGCAUUAAGGAUAUAUUUUGGACAUUUCUGGAAUAUCUUGGAAAUGUGUUCUGGAAGGAAUCUAAGGACUCAGGCGUUUUUUUACCCCAUCUUGCUGUUUAUUGUCUGUUCAGCUAAAGCCGAGGUGCCCAGAAGCUGUUCUCGCCCCUGCUCGUGCCCCCCGUCUCCUCCCUCGUGCCCCAUUGGAGUGAGUUGGGUGUUAGAUGAGUGUGGUUGCUGUAAGGUGUGCGCACAGCAGUUUAACCAAGACUGUGGACCUGAUUGGCCCUGCGACCACAUCAAGGGUCUGCAUUGCCACCUAGGGGCCGGAGAGGACCCUCUACGUGGUCUCUGUAGAGCUGAUGCACAAGGACGUCCAUGUGAGUUCGGAGGUCACAUGUAUCAGCACGGAGAGGAUUUCCAGCCCAGCUGUCAGCACCAGUGCAACUGUAUGGAUGGGGUGGUGGGCUGUAUGCCCCUCUGCCCACACCAAGUCCCCCUGCCUAACAGACACUGUCCCAACCCCCGUCUUGAGACACUGACAGGUCGCUGUUGUGAGGAGUGGGUAUGUGAUGAUGACAACAGCAUCAGGGAAGACCCACCGGAUGGCCGCUCUCAUCAUGCACCGACCAACCACAUUAGCAAACUCUUACAGAAUGCUAACGGCUUCCAGUCCAGAAUGGACUCCUAUCAAGAGUGGGCUUCCCUGCCAGUGUUUCAGAUUCCAUUUCCAUCCCUUGAAUGUUUCCAACAGACCACUGAGUGGACAGAAUGCUCCGCCUCCUGUGGGUUUGGCAUCUCGAGUCGUGUGACCAAUAGUAACACAGAGUGCAAGCUUGUUAGAGAGACACGCCUUUGUCAGGUCCGAGACUGUGAUGUCACUCCAGCUCUGAAGAAAGGGCAGAAGUGUCGAAAAACACUGAGGUCUCGGGAACCGGAGCACAUUACAUUUGCCGGCUGCACCACAGUUCGACGCUACCGGACUCGCACAUGCGGCUUGUGCGUGGACGGCAGGUGCUGUCAGCCCUCUGCGUCCCGAACAGUGCGUCUGCACUUCCGCUGCGCAGACGGAGAGGACAUCACGCGUAAUGUCAUGUGGAUCCAACGGUGCCGCUGCAGUAAAAAAUACUGUGGAGUGCAGAGAGACAGCUCACCCUCUCUUAGCCUUCACAAUGACAUACACACCUUCCCUCACUGAGAACGCACAUACACACACUGACAGCAACGCAAACACUUUGACAUUUAACUCGUCAUCAUGCAAAUACAUUCCCAUUCCAUGAAUCUACUGUUUUCCCGGAGCAUUUUUUUAACAUGUUCUAGAUUUGCAUGCAUAGAAAAUUUGCACUUUAUGUGUUUCUCACUGCAAGCCCCGUUCCAAAAUCUAAAGGAAAUAUAUUUUACAUAAAGAAAAGAAAAAGAUGUCUAUUCCCCUUAAGACUUUUCUGUAUUGUGACAUCACCUCAGUGUGUCCAGCUUUUGUAAUUAGCAAUGCCAUUGUGUCAUUACUGUAACUUAGAAUUUUUUAUGCAUUAAAAUUUUUUUUUUUUUAACUUUUUUAAAUUCUUUUUAAUAGAUAUGAACCGAUACUAAAUUUCUCCGCCGAUACCAAAAGCCACUUAUUCAGAGUGACAUUUGCCGAUAACGAUUCUGAAGAUAAAUUAAUAUUUCUUAACUUUCUAAACGUUAUUAAUUCAUAUAUUAAUUUUGAACGUUAAUAUGAAACAUCAAACUGGUGAUGUUUCUUAACAUUUUCUAUAAACAGAGCACAAAUUCAUUACAUUUUCCUGUCCUCUUUUGAUUGACAGGAUAUAUCGGCGCUGAUCAUUGGCCAAUAGCCAAUAGUGUGAAAAUUGCUUUUAAUGGCCGAUAUCGAUUAUUGGCCGAUAUAUCUAUUUCUUCUUUUUUAGAUCAACAUAAACAAAUACUACCAUAAACAUCUGAAUUUUGA
Molecule: messenger RNA, 2112 nt
Organism: Triplophysa rosa
Lineage: Eukaryota; Metazoa; Chordata; Actinopteri; Cypriniformes; Nemacheilidae
Gene: ccn1l2
Product: cellular communication network factor 1, like 2
Exons: 5
Coding region: 229-1362 (377 amino acids)
Biological process (GO): signal transduction
Cellular component (GO): extracellular region
Molecular function (GO): protein binding
Source: RefSeq, a predicted model, not a curated record